This is a messenger RNA of Colletotrichum orchidophilum, 693 nucleotides long. RefSeq names its product AdhA. The transcript has 2 exons. The record is from RefSeq and is a predicted model, not a curated record. NCBI's taxonomy places the organism in Eukaryota, Fungi, Ascomycota, Sordariomycetes, Glomerellales, Glomerellaceae. The coding region runs from base 1 to 693 and encodes 230 amino acids. Gene Ontology annotation, molecular function: oxidoreductase activity.
AUGUUUGAGACUGCCAAAAAUCAAGGUCCCGCCAAAAGUGUAGACAUCGUCAUUGCGAACGCUGGCAUUAGUCGAAGUUCAGGAGACAGUCUAUGGAAUCUGGACGACCCCAAUGGAGAGCCAGUCAAGCCUGACCUCAACAUUGUCGAUGUAAACCUCAAGGGUUCCUUCUACACAUGGAAACUCGCAGUUCAUUAUUUCAGGCAGCAGCCGGAGAGCGACGACCGAGACCGAUGCUUCAUAAUCACAGGAAGUAUGGUGGGCUGGAUUGACUCGCCCGGAAAUUGGGAGUACACAUCCACCAAAUAUGGCCUCCAUGGGUUCAUGAGAACUGCAAGACGCUCUAGCUGGGAGCAAGGCAUCCGAAUCGUCUAUGUGGCUCCAUGCUGGAUCAGAAGUGCAAUCCGUACUGCCGAAUAUGAGAAAUGGUUGAUCGACCAUGGCGUCGAAUUUGGAGAGCAAGAAGACGUCGCAAACUGCAUGAUGAGAGUCGCUUGCGACAAGUCUAUUAACGGGCGCUCGUUGAUGAUUACACCAAGAACAGUUGCAAAAGAGGGCUACAUGGAUAUUGACCGAGACGACUACAAGGAUGCGCCGGAAGACCAAUAUCUAGACAAAAUGCAAAAGGCCCAACUUGUCAUUAUCGAGGACAAGUGGAGAGACGAUUACAAGGUCCGAGUGUAUAAGGAUUAG